GAGAAACUUUACAGGGCUAAGCAAAGCCAGCGGGUACACGAUUCUGUAUUUUAUCUACCCAAUACACCGCCUCCACGUGGUUCCUCAUCACCGGACAGCGACUCCCUAAUCCCUUGUAUAUAAACCCUAUCUACCUCACACCUUCGACACCAAACACAAAUCCAAAGCACGGUUACCAAAAUACCAGUAACUCUUUUGAAUUCUUAGUCUCUCCAGAUUCGAAAUCAGAGCUAAGCAAACAUGCCGAGUGAAGGAACAGCAAACUUCAUCGAUAUCCUCAUCGCCAUCCUCUUGCCUCCUCUUGGGGUCUUCCUCAAGUUUGGCUGCAAAGUGGAGUUCUGGAUCUGUGUGUUGCUGACCAUUUUCGGUUACAUCCCUGGGAUUAUCUAUGCCAUCUAUAUAAUCACCAAGUGAAGUAGCUAGUCAUGCUUCAAUUUCUGUAGUAGCGAUAAAGAUGUGAAAUGGCACAUAUGUCUUCUGGUUUCUGCGUUGAAAGCUUGUUUUCCACCAUUGGAUUGCAUAGUACUUGUUUGGUAUAGCCAAUGGACAGUUGAUAUUUGAUGUAGUGUGUCUUUUUUUUCUCUUUCUAUUUUCCCCCUCUCCUUACUCCCUUAUUGAGUUCAUUGUGUUCCCCGUGAUUUGUCUAUCUGUUGAAGAAGCUAAAAUAGUUGAAUUAUUGAGGAGUUGAUGUAUCAAUCUUAGCUCUCAAAUUUAAUAAAAGAGAACUUGUUUUUCCA
Messenger RNA from Rosa chinensis, 737 nucleotides. Its product is annotated as hydrophobic protein RCI2B. The coding region runs from base 241 to 414 and encodes 57 amino acids. The transcript has 3 exons. The record is from RefSeq and is a predicted model, not a curated record. NCBI's taxonomy places the organism in Eukaryota, Viridiplantae, Streptophyta, Magnoliopsida, Rosales, Rosaceae. Gene Ontology annotation, cellular component: membrane.